Messenger RNA from Phodopus roborovskii (desert hamster), 2604 nucleotides. RefSeq names its product raftlin, lipid raft linker 1 (gene Rftn1). The transcript has 10 exons. The record is from RefSeq and is a predicted model, not a curated record. NCBI's taxonomy places the organism in Eukaryota, Metazoa, Chordata, Mammalia, Rodentia, Cricetidae. Bases 91 to 1725 code for a protein of 544 amino acids.
GCAUGGCACAAACUUUCAUCCCGGGACGCAGCACGCUGUCUCCGGGAGCCCGCGCCACGGUCGCCGCCGCUGGUCCCAAGAGCUGUCGAAAUGGGUUGUAGUUUGAACAAGCUGGAGAAGCAUGAAGAGACGCGGCCUGGGAACAUUUACUCAACUCUCAAGAGACCUCAGGUGGAGACAAAGGUAGAUGUGACCUAUGAAUACCGCUUCCUAGAGUUCACCACGCUGACUGCCGCUGAGCUACCAAGGACCUCUGCUGUGAGGUUAACCUCUCUACGGGACCUGCCCACCCAGCUCCUGGAGCUGUACCAGCAAGGUUUCUCAUUGGCUGCCCUGCACCCCUUCGUGCAGCCAACCAACAGGCAAGAGAAGCUACUCCUGGAGCACAUCUUUAGGGCCAUCCUGGUCAAGAAAACCAGCAGGUCUCAGAAGGCUGAGCUUCACAAUGAAGGCUACAUCUUGGAACUGGAUGACUGCUCGUCCUUAGAACACCUGGCAGCCCAGAAGCUCAUCCCAGAGUUCAUUAAGAAGGUACAGGAGGCUGCAGGACGGGGCUUGAAGUUUGUUGGUGUGAUGCCUCAGUACCAGUCCUCUGUAAACUCUGCAGGCAGCAGCCGUUCGGUGCCCAUUGCCAACAGCCUUGCAGAUGCCAGGGAUGCGAAACACAACUUUGGGGACCAUGCAUCUCUGGAAAAUGAUAGCCCGAAGGCUGCAGAUGUGGGAGUGAACCUAAGGCCAGAGCCCAGCCCAGGCUCCACGGCGGAGGUGCCGAGUGUCCAGCAGCCUGGCAUUCCUACUCCCUCAGAAGAGGCAGAGGCUGGCGAGUUUCCGCUGCAGGAGUUGAGCCCAACACUGGAUGGACCAGAGGGUGACUCCUCAAAUGGACAUGAAGAGCUGCUCUCAAGGAAAACGGAGAUCUUCGCCUUCUUCAACAGACCGAAGAGCCAGCAGAAGUGUCGGCAGUACUAUCCCGUCACCAUCCCCCUCCAGGUCUCCAAGAACGGCCAGACAGUGAGCAGUCUGGAUGCCAGCUGGCUGGAGCACAUGAGUGACCAUUUCCGGAAAGGUGGUGUGCUGGUGAAUGCCGUCUUCCACCUUGGCAUGGCCAACGACUCCUUCUAUGGCUUGACAGAUGGAGUAUUCAUCUUUGAAGCUGUUUCCCCAGAAGAUAACAAACCCACACAGGGCUACGACGCUAUUGUUGUGGAACAAUGGACGGUCCUGGAAGGUGCAGAGGUGCAAACAGACUACAUACCCCUGCUGAACUCCCUGGCGGCCUAUGGAUGGCAGCUCACCUGCGUGCUGCCAACUCCCAUACUCAAGACUACCAGGGAAGGGAGUGUGUCCACCAAGCAAAUCGUGUUCCUUCAGAGACCAUGUCUACCUCAGAAAAUCAAGAAGAGGGAAUCCAAGUUCCAGUGGCGAUUCUCCCGGGAAGAGACACGCGGCAGGCAGACGAGGAAAUCCAAAGGUAAACGCAGUGCCAGAGACAAGCAGCAAGCAGAAGAGAAUGAGAAGAAUCUAGAAGAGCAGUUUCCCAAGGCUGGAGAUGUGGGGAACUGUGUGCUGGGGACACAGCAGAGGGGCAGGGAGAAAAGGCAGAGCUUGGGGGCUGUGCAGAAUGGUCCUGCUGGCCACAGCAGGGACUCGGUGGUCCCCAGCCACUCUAACCCCAGAGGGGAAGAUGAGCUUGCUUCAGGGCCUGCUCCAGCAGAGGCAAAUUGAUUUGUGCUAGGCCUGCAGUGGGAUGGCAAACCUUGGGAAGCUUGCUAGCAGCUGGUUUGUUCUGUGUUAUCCUUUGGCUUGACCCAUCGUUAGCUCAACAGGCCCUGUAAGGGCUGGUCUCUGGCAGUGUUCUCUUCUGAGCAUCCUCUGGAAAGCUGUCUUAAUGAUCACUUAUGUUAGAGUGCAAGGUUGGGCUGUUCCUUCUAGACCUCAGGGCUGGAGGUCUGGUCCCUCCGCUUCCCCAAGGGAGGGCAUGGACCAUGCAGUGCCUGUACUUCCCUACAGGGCUCCAGGGAACAUCUGGGUCAACUUCUAGGACAUCCUUCGCUACAAACCAAGGGUUUUCACUCACCCCUACAUGCACCUGAGCCCUGCAGCUCUGCAGGCCGCCCUCCACCACCCAAAACCCUGCAGCUCUGCGGCCUGUCCUCCACCUGAACCCCGCAGGAGACCCUGAUGCUUUGGAAGUUGACAAUGGUGGGUGGGGAGGGGAGGUACCCAAGCCCUCUGCCUUUCUCAGAGUAGUUCUAUAGAUACUGGUGAUCUGGAAACAGGGAAUUAUCUGUGCUCCUGCUCUUGCAGGGUGUUCAAGAAAGUAUUCUGUGUUAAUAUUAAUGCCAAAAAUGUUUUUAAAUUUUGUAUCCGACACAUCUCUGUCAUUUAGGGCAGUUGGUAAUUGGGUGCCCUUGUGUGCUAUUUUUUGUCAUUGACUGAGUUGUAUAUGGUGCCUGUCACUUUUUUACUGUCCAUAAAGUGUUGUUAAGGCUUUAAGUAGAUGCAUCUGGCAAACCUUGGAGAGAGAACGCCAUUGUCUCGAUGGAAAUGGCCUGUCUCUUUCUUGUUCAGUUACUUAAAGCAAUAAAUCAUCCGAGUUCUGUG